AUGUCAGAAUCUGGAAGUAAAGUGGUCCCUGUGCGGUGGGACGGCAGCCUCCCGCCCUGCUCUCAAGUGUUUGGGAAUGCACCUCCCAGCAGCAUGAUGGAGAAAUUCUCCGACCUGCUGCAGUUCACCACCCAGGUGUCCCGACUCAUGGUGACUGAGAUCAGACGAAGAGCCUCCAAUAAAUCCACAGAGGCAGCCAGUCGAGCCAUAGUCCAGUUCCUGGAGGUGAAUCAGAGUGAGGAGGCGAGUCGCGGCUGGAUGCUUCUAACCACCAUCAACCUGUUAGCUUCCUCCGGACAGAAAACUGUGGACUGCAUGACGACCAUGUCUGUGCCCUCCACUCUCGUCAAAUGUCUCUACUUGUUCUUUGACCUGCCCCACAUGGCCGAGGCACCCGUAGGCCCCACGUCACAACCGCCACAACCACCACCACCGCCACCGCCCAGCCAAGAGAAGACGCCAGGGCAAGGGCACACCCAACCCGAGCUGCCCCUGGCUGACCGUAGGGCGCUCCUCCAGAAAGUCUUUGUCCAGAUCCUGGUGAAGCUCUGCACAUUUGUGUCUCCAGCGGAGGAGCUGGCCCAGAAGGAUGACCUGCAGUUACUGUUUAGUGCCAUCACCUCCUGGUGUCCCCCUCACAACCUGCCCUGGAGGAGGAGUGCCGGCGAGGUGCUCACCACCAUCUCCCGACACGGCCUCAGCGUCAACGUGGUCAAAUACAUCCACGAGAAGGAAUGCUUGGCUACAUGUGUUCAAAACAUGCAGCAGUCAGACGAUCUCUCCCCUCUGGAGAUCGUUGAGAUGUUCGCCGGCCUCUCCUGCUUCCUCAAAGACUCCAGCGACGUGUCGCAGACCCUGCUGGACGAUUUCCGAAUGUGCCAGGGUUACACCUUCCUCUGCGACCUCAUGCUCAGACUGGAACAGGCCAAGGAGGACGAAUCAAAAGAUGCUUUGAAGGACCUGGUCAACCUGGUCACCUGUCUGUGCACGUAUGGGGUGACGGAGUUGAAGCCUGCUGGCUUGACAACCGGUGCCCCCUUCCUGUUGCCUGGGUUUGUUCUCCCGCAACCUUCUGGGAAAGGCCAUACAGUGCGUAAUAUUCAGGCCUUUGCGGUGCUCCAAAACGCCUUUCUACGGGCCAAAACAAGCCGCCUGGCGUGCAUGCUCCUGGACGCCAUCGGAAACAUCUACGCAGCCGAACCGGCCAACUAUUUCAUCCUAGAGUCGCAGCACACGCUGUCUCAGUUUGCAGAGCGUGUGGCCAAGCUCCCUGAGGCUCAGACCAAGUACUUCGAGCUGCUGGAGUUUGUAGUGUUCAGCCUCAACUAUGUGCCGUGUAAGGAACUCUUCAGCGUUAGCGUGCUCCUCAAAUCGAGCACUUCGCACGCCUGCAGCAUCACCGCCGUACGGACGCUGCUGAAGCUGGCCAGGCACGACCCGGUGUUCAGCGACGUGCUGCGGGAGGUCGGACUGCUGGAGGUGCUGGUCAACCUGCUGCACAAGUACGCGGCAUUGCUCAAAGAACCGGCCUCACAACAGCAACCACACAGUAAUGACCAAGCUGACUGCAAAAACAACACUGUGGUGGAGGAGCAGAAGCAGUUGGCCUGGCUGGUGAUGGAGACGCUGACUGUGCUCCUGCAGGGCUCCAACACCACCAACACUAACGCAGCUCUGUUCAGAGAGUUCGGCGGCGCGCGUUGCGUUCACAACAUCGUGAAGUACCGCCAGUGUCGCGAACACGCUUUGCUCAUCAUUCAGCAGCUCGUCCUGUCGCCCAGCGGCGACGACGACAUGGGAACGUUGCUGGGCCUCAUGCACUCUGCACCGCCCAGUGAGCUGCAGCUGAAGACAGACAUACUGAGGGCUUUGUUAUCCGUGCUGCGAGAGAGUCACCGCACUCGGACGGUGUUCCGCAAGGUGGGCGGCUUCGUCUACGUCACCUCGCUCCUGGUGGCCAUGGAGCGCUCGCUGUGUCAGCCGCUGCGACACGGCUGGGAGCGCGUGAACCAGAACCAGGUUUUCGAGCUCCUGCACACGGUCUUCUGCACGCUCACCGCCGCCAUGCGCUACGAGCCGGCCAACUCUCACUUCUUCCGUACGGAGAUCCAGUACGAGAAGCUGGCCGACGCGGUCAGGCUGCUGGGCUGUUUCUCAGACACUAAGAAGCUGGGCCCCACAAGUGUGUUCCCCUCCAACGCUCAGCCUUUCCAGAGGCUCCUGGAGGACGAGGCCGUCCCCGGAGGCUGUGCAGGAGACAGCGUCUGCCCUACGCUCAAGCACUGCAGCAAGCUCUUCAUCUAUCUGUACAAGAUGGCCACAGAUUCUUUUGACAGUCGUGCGGAGCAGGUGCCUCCCUGCCUGACUCAUGAGACCUCACUGCCCUCCCCGUGGGGCACGCCAGCACUCGCCAGGAAGAGACACGGUUACUACGGCACGUCGGGCCCCCCUGCACCAGCGAAAGCCCUGACUGACCUGAAGCUCCACUUAACGAACUCCUCCCACCCCAUUUCCUCAUCGUCCUCAACAGACAUGGUGGUCAUUCACCCAGGGGCCGUGCUGGCCAUGGUGGACCUGCUGCCCUCCGUGUCCUCUGACAGCCAGCCAGAGCAUGCCCUCGACCUGCAGCUGGCAGUCGCCAACAUCCUGCAGCUGCUGGUGAACAGCGAGAGGAACCAGCAGGUGUUGUGUGAAGCCUGCCUCCAUCAGCGACUGUUGCAGCGCUGCAGCCAGGCCCUCAGCGAUGAAGACCACCCUCUGCACCCGCCAUUGUUUUUUCUUUGUUCUUUCUUUAUUUCUGACUUCCUGCUUAUCUUCCCCUUCAGGGAGUUCUUACGUCUCGGGAACCCGCUGAACUGUGGCGCCUGGGACAAGAAGCUGUUGAAGAACUACCGGGUCCACAAACCGAGCUCUCUCAGCUACGACGCCGAGAUGAGAAACAGCAUGACCACUUCCAUGGAGGGCUUCGGCCCCGACAGCGUCUUCACCACGCCGGCAGAGGACAAUGGCCAGUAUCGCAUCAGCCGCAGCCUCGUGCGCUCCGCUGAGGGCAGCACCGUACCCCUCACCCGAGUCAAGUGCCUGGUGUCGAUGACAACCCCCCACGACAUUCGCCUGCACGGAUCAGCUGUUACACCUGCAUUCGUGGAGUUCGACAGCUCGCUGGAGGGCUUUGGGUGCCUGUUCCUGCCCAGCCUGGCGCCUCACAACGCUCCCACCAACAACACCAAUGCUUCAGGUGUCAGCGAUGGAGCAGUUCUGAGCGGGAUGGGCACAGGCGAGCGCCUGUUUCCUCCCCCAUCAGGCCUGAGUUACUCCACUUGGUUCUGCGUGGAGAGGUUCAGCACAUCCCCUCAGGCCCACCCGGUGCGGCUGCUGACCAUCGUCCGCCGGGCCAACUCCUCGGAGCAGCAUUAUGUGUGCCUGGCUGUGGUGCUGUCGGCCAAAGACCGCUCGCUCACCGUCUCCACCAAGGAGGAGCUGCUGCAGACGUACUCGGAUGAUUCUAGCGAAGAAGCCUCCUUCUACGAGAUCCUUCCCUGCUGCGCUCGAUUCCGCUGUGGCGAGCUGAUCGCCGAGGGCCAGUGGCACCACCUGGUGCUGGUCAUGAGCAAAGGCAUGCUGAAGAAUAGCAUGGCCACGCUGUACAUCGAUGGCCAGCUCAUCAGCACUGUCAAGCUUCACUACAUCCACAGCGCUCCAGGCGGCUCCAGCUCCACCAACCCUCCUGUCGUCAGUACUGUUUAUGGGUACAUAGGGACACCCCCUGCCCAGCGCCAGCUCUCCAGCCUGGUGUGGCGUCUUGGGCCUACCCACUUCCUGGAGGAGUUCCUACCUGCCGCCAGCGUCGCUGCCAUUUAUGAGCUUGGACCCAACUACGUGGGCAGCUUUCAGGCCGUCUACCUCCCCUGUAAGGACUCCAAGGCGGAGGUAGCGCCGGCCUCUCCGGUGGUGCUGGUGCCAGAGGAGAAGGUGUCUUUCAGUCUGUAUGCGCUCUCUGUGUUGACUCUCACUGUGGCCAAAAUCAGGAAAAGCUACAACAAACUGGACAGCAAAGCCAUCGCCAAACAGCUCGCCGUGUCCUCUCAUGAAAACGCCACUCCGGUAAAACUGAUUCACAAUGCCGCCGGUCACCUGAAUGGUCCCGCACGCACCAUCGGAGCUGCUGUGAUUGGAUAUUUAGGCGUUCGUGCAUUCGUGCCCAAACCUGUGGCCACCAACCUGCAGUAUGUGGGAGGGGCAGCGGCCAUUUUGGGUCUGGUUGCCAUGGCGUCAGAUGUGGAGGGACUGUAUGCGGCUGUCAAGGCUUUAGUGUGUGUUGUAAAAAGCAACCCGCUGGCCAGUAAGGAGAUGGAGCGCAUCCAAGGUUACCAGUUGCUGGCUAUGCUCCUAAAGAAGAAGCGCUCGCUGCUAAACAGCCACAUCCUCCACCUCACCUUCUCUCUGGUGGGAACCGUUGACAGCGGCCACGAAACCUCCAUCAUCCCCAACUCCACGGCCUUCCAGGACCUACUGUGCGACUUUGAGGUUUGGCUGCACGCUCCCUACGAGCUCCAUCUGUCUCUGUUCGAGCACUUCAUUGAACUGCUGACAGAAUCCAGUGAGGCGGCUAAAAAUGCUAAACUCCUGAGAGAGUUUCAGCUCAUCCCACGACUGCUGCUCACCCUGAGAGACACCACGCUGUCCCAGCCCACUGUCGCCGCCAUCAGCAACGUGCUCAGUCUGCUGCUGCAAGGCUUCCCCAACCCAUACGACCUGCUGCGGUUCGGCCAGUUCAUCUCCUCCACUCUUCCCACAUUUGCCGUCUGUGAGAAGUUUGUUGUCAUGGAAAUCAAUAAUGAGGAGAAGAUAGACGGAGGAAAUGAUGACGACUUUGGUGGCCUCCUAUCAGCAAACCUCAUUCUGCUGAGAAAUCGACUGCUGGACAGCCUUCUUAAACUGCUUUUCACCACGAAAGAGAAGUGCACAGUUAAUGCCCAGGCGUGUGAGGAGCUGGUGCGAACGCUGGGCUUUGAUUGGCUCCUGAAGUUCAUGGAAGAACAUCUCCACUCCACCACAGUGACGGCAGCUCUGUGGAUCCUGGUGGUGCUGCUGUCCAAUCAGUCGAUCCUCAACCGCUUCAAAGAGGGCCUGUGCGGAGGAGGCUGGCUGGACCACACCGACUCCGUCCUGACCAAUAAGAUCGGCACAGUGCUGGGAUUCAACGUGGGUCGCAGUGCCGGCGGGCGCUCCACAUUGCGGGAGAUCAACCGGGACGCUUGCCAUUUCCCAGGAUUCCCUGUUCUGCAGACACUGCUGCCCAAACACACCAACGUACCCGAACUCUACUUCCUGCUCAUGGCUCUCUUCCUGCAGCAGCCUGUCAUCGAGCUCCCAGACAGCCUGCAGGUACAUUUUGAUCUGGACUCUAUCUGGACCUUCAUCUUUGGCGUGCCGGCAUCCAGUGGGACGGUGGUGGCCUCCAUCCAUAGCGUUUGUACUGAGGCUGCUUUCCUGUUGCUGGCCAUGCUGCGCAGCAUGCUUAACCUGCCUUGGCAGUCAGAGGAGGAAGGUUCCUGGCUCAGGGAGUACCCAGUAACACUCAUGCAGUUCUUUAGAUACCUUUACCACAACGUGUCCGACCUUGCACCAAUGUGGCACAGCCCAGAGUUCCUCUGUGCCCUGGCAGCUGCUGUCUUUCCCUUCAACAUCAGACCGUACUCUGAGAUGGUCAGUGAUUUGGACGAUGAAGCGAGUUCUCCCACCGAAGAGUUCAAGGCCUUCACUGGGGACUCUGGCAUGAACCGCAGCCAGUCUGAAUACUGCAACGUGGGCUCCAAGACGUCGCUGACCAACCACCCGGCCAAAAAAUAUGUCUUUGACUUCAUGAGGGUUCUGAUCAUGGACAACCUCUGCAUGACCCCAGCCAGCAAGCAGACACCCAUCAUUGAUAUGCUGCUGGAGGCUUCCCCGGAGCGCUCCACCAGGACUCAGCAGAAGGAGUUUCAGUCCAACAUCCUGGACAGCGUCAUGGAGCAUCUACUGGCUGCUGAUGUCCUUCUAGGCGAAGAUGCCUCGUUGCCCCUCAGCAGCGGGGGCAGUUAUCAGAUUUUGGUCAACAACGUCUUCUACUUCACCCAGCGGGUGGUGGACAAGCUGUGGCAGGGCAUGUUCAACAAGGACUCCAAGCUGGUGGUGGACUUCAUCGUGCAGCUCAUUGGACAGUCUAAGAGGCGUUCGCAGGGACUUUCUCUCGACACCAUCUACCACUGUCUGAACCGGACGGUGCUCUACCAGCUCUGCCGACCCCACAAGACUGUAGCACAGCAGGUGGCCCUGCUGGACGCCCUGCGGGUCCUGACCGUCAACCGCAACCUGGUGCUCGGGCCAGGCAACCACGACCAGGACUUUGUGGCCUGCCUAGCUCACUGCUUCAUCUGCCUGCACAGCGGGAGUAGUGUGGACGGCUUCGGUUUGGAGGCGGAGGCCAGGAUGACGACCUGGCACGUCAUGAUGCCCACGGAGAACGAGUCUGACACCACGCACAGUCACGACGUCAGCGAGGGUGAGACAGCUUCGUUUCAUGAGAAAAAGUACAUCAGUCGUGGGGAAGCAGUGGCACCAGCGACUCAGUCCAAACUGUCCAGAGUCAGCAGCGGCUUCGGCCUCUCCAAGCUGACCGGCGUCCGGCGCAACAAGAAGGAGAACAGCCUGAAUAAGAACAGCCUGUCUGCACAGGAGACUUUCCAGUGGAUGUUCACACACAUCGCUGUUGUCCGGGACUUGGUGGCCAUGCAGUACAAGGAAUAUCAAGAGUGGAGUCAUGCAGUGCUACAUGGUCUCACCUCCUCCUCUCCUCCCCAGAAACCUCUGCGUUACCGUCGCGCCAUCAGCUACGACAGUAAGGAGUAUUUCAUGCGUUUGCUGUCCGGAAACCCCGGCAUGUACCAGCACUCUGUAGAGCACAGCACUGAGGGAGAGACCACGCACCAAGAGCUGGAGCACGGAGAGGACACCAUCGCUAAAGUCAAAGGCCUGGUGAAGGCUCCGCUGAAGAGGUCUCGGUCCACAGCGGACGGUGCAGAUGAGGACAGUCAGGAGCAGCUUCAGGAGCAGCUAUUAGAGUCAGGAGGCCCCGAAGAGGAGCAGAAGACUGACAACACAUCCCUGCUGAGGCUCCUGGAGGAGGGAGAGAAGAUUCAGCACAUGUACCGCUGUGCCAGAGUGCAGGGUCUCGACACCAGCGAGGGUCUGCUGCUGUUUGGGAAGGAGCACUUCUACGUCAUCGACGGCUACACCAUGACCGUGUCCAGGGAGAUCAGGGACAUCGACACGCUGCCACCCAAUAUGCACGAGGCCAUCAUCCCCAGAGGAGCGAGACAAGGACAGAGCCAGUUAAAGAGAACCUGCAGCAUCUUUGCCUACGAAGACAUUAAGGAGGUUCACAAGAGGCGCUACCUGCUGCAGCCCAUGGCGGUGGAAGUCUUUUCAGCGGAUGGGAGAAACUACUUGCUAGCCUUCCAGAAAGGAGUUCGCAACAAGGUUUACCAAAGGUUCUUGGCGGUGGUGCCCUCGCUGGCUGACAGCUCUGAGUCUGUCUCAGGCCAGAGACCCAACACCAGCGUGGAACAAGGAUCUGGACUUCUCAGCACGCUGGUCGGUGAGAAGUCAGUGACUCAGAGAUGGGAGCGAGGAGAGAUCAGUAACUUCCAGUACCUGAUGCAUCUGAACACCCUGGCCGGACGCUCCUACAACGACCUGAUGCAGUAUCCGGUGUUCCCCUGGAUCCUCGCCGAUUACGACUCAGAGGAGCUGGACCUCACCAACCCCAAGACAUUUCGUAACCUCGCCAAGCCGAUGGGCGCCCAGACUGACACCCGGCUAACGCAGUACAAGAAGCGGUACAAGGACUGGGAAGACCCCAACGGUGAAACCCCGGCGUACCACUACGGCACUCACUACUCGUCAGCCAUGAUUGUGGCGUCCUACCUGGUCCGGAUGGAGCCCUUCACACAGAUUUUCCUCAGACUUCAGGUACGCAGUAAAGCCAACGGCGACGUUGCCGGCGUUCCUCCGAGCUCCAACAGCGACAAGAUCUUCUUCCAUCACUUGGACAAUCUCAGACCUUCUCUUGCACCAGUUAAAGAGCUGAAAGACCCUGUGGGACAGAUUGUGCCCACUGACAAGGGCAUCCUCGCUGUAGAGCAAAACAAAGUUCUGGUUCCUCCCACCUGGAGCAAGACCUUUGCCUGGGGUUACGCCGACCUCUGCUGUCGCCUGGCUAACUACGACUCCGACAAGGUCAGUAGUGAGAAGUUAUGUCCAAACCCAAAGCUGGUUAUCACCGGCGGCACCAGCACCGCCAUCUGUGUGUGGGAGACGGGAACCUCAAAGGAGAGGGCAAAGUCACUCACGCUCAAACAGGCGCUGCUUGGCCACACGGACGCUGUGACGUGUCUGACGGCGUCUUCGGCGUACCACAUCGUCGUCAGCGGCUCAUGGGAUCGAACCUGCAUCAUCUGGGACCUCAACAAGCUCUCCUUCGUCACACAGCUCAGGGGGCACCGAGCGCCCGUCUCGGCUCUGUGCAUCAACGAACUGACGGGCGACAUCGUGUCCUGCGCGGGCACCUACAUUCACGUGUGGAGCAUCAACGGCAGCCCCAUCGCCAGCGCCAACACCUUCACCGGCCGCAGCCAGCAGAUCCUCUGCUGCUGCGUGUCGGAGAUGAACGAGUGGGACACGCAGAACGUCAUUGUCACCGGGCACUCAGAUGGCGUUGUGAGGUUUUGGAGAAUGGAGUUCCUCCAGGUACCAGAAACCCCCGCUCCCGAGCCUGUAGAGCCAGAUGUGCCUGACUGCUGUGCUGACGAGAAGAUCGAGGGCGGUGAGAGUCACAAUGGCGACGAUGACAGCAGUGAGUCGGACGCAGACGAGCCCAGUCUGAGCCAAGAGCCCAGAGCGCCACGCAACCCCUCGACAGGUGGAGGCAGCCAGCCGGGUAGCACCGUCCACAGACCCAGAGGUCCCUCGGCCCGAGCAGGAGCAUCGUGGUCGAUGGACAGCGGCUCUGACGAUUCUCACCGCUGGUCAGACACUCUCAGCAUCGAUGAGAAGGACGGAUUCGUGUUUGUGAAUUACUCCGAGGGCCAAACUAAAGGCGCUCACCCAGCUCACUCAGGCCAGGGCUCAGUGCCUCAGCCGCUGCAUCCCUCCACUAUGGAGGCGCGGACAUAUAACCAGCUCAGGGCAGGCUACAGAUGGGAGCGCCAGCUGGUCUUCCGGAGUAAGCUCACCAUGCACACGGCUUUUGAUCGCAAGGACAACGCUCACCCAGCCGAGAUCACCUCCCUCGCCAUCUCCAAGGACCACAGUAAAAUCCUGGUAGGUGACGGCCGUGGCAGAGUGUUUAGCUGGUCGGUCAGCGACCAGCCCGGCCGUUCGGCAGCAGACCACUGGGUGAAGGACGAGGUGGUGGACAGCUGCUCCGGCUGCACGGUUCGCUUCUCGCUUACUGAGCGACGCCACCAUUGUAGGAACUGCGGACAGCUCUUCUGCCAGAAGUGCAGUCGCUUCCAAUCAGAGAUCAAACGGCUGAAGAUCUCGUCACCCGUGCGUGUUUGUCAGAACUGUUAUUACAACCUCCAGCAUGAGCGAAGCGUCGAGGACGGCUGCAGAAACUGAGCUCCACGUCCACCCGCCGCCAGCCCCGAAACAAGCCCCUCCUGAGGACCCGGGGAGCAUUUCAUUCCUCUAUCCGACUUCCCUCUGCAUCUCCCGAAACUCCUUCCCCCUUAAACCCUCAGCAACCACGUGCACUGUACCGCACUGACAGGGUGUCGCAGGAGGGAGCGACUCAAGUACGGCGGCGGAGCUCAGCAAAGGAGAAAGGAUGUGAACGAGGACAACAGAUCACAAAGAACACGGAAAGAAACUCAGUCCCCACUUUUACCACCGGCACUCACCUGGAGCGGAGGGAAGAAAACGCAGCGCGCACGAAUCAGUCAUCCACCAUCUUUGCUUAGAGAUCAAGAAACAGGCAAAACUUCAGCUUUCACAGCAGGAUGAGAAAAGACAAAAACUUGUUGAUAGUGUAAAUAGGUAUCACGGCCUUUUUAACUCUAAAAGGAGCAACCACCGAACAAAAGAUAAGGUCAAUGAAGUAAAAAGAAAUGCCUGUAACAUAGCGUUGUGACUAACCACUCCUGGCUUUAAAAAAACAGAAAAUUGAUUGUGUGUAGUGUGCGUCACGAGUCACAGCGAGAAUAACACGGAGGGAGAUGAAUGUCCAUAAUUAAUGUCUCUGGGUCGACUAGAGUGGGUCUAGUUAUGCAAAAUGACUUCUUUAUAAUUUCCCGAUCGUUUUGUUGUUUACAGACCUGUGAUUUAUUCUGAGUGUCAAACCGUCGCCACGCCGACAGAGAGGUUCACUCUCUGAUUGUCGUUUCCUCUUUUUAUUGCCAAACUGUUUUCUCGUGUCAGUUAUGAUGUUUAAUUUUUAACAUGUCAUCUGUUCAGUCCUUUUUUCCCCAUUUGGAGAUUUUUUUUAUUUUAGUUACUGCUGCUUUCUGACUACAAACUUUAUCGUGUUCAGUUUGACUUUGAUCUUUCUCGUUAGAACCAUAUCACUCCUUUCAUUGUGUGGUUCCUUCUGCAUUAUUAUAAUUUGUUAUUAAGAGAGAGAGAAAAUCGGGGUCAUCUUGUGUAAAAAGGUUAAAAGUAACGCACAUGCGUCCCGUAACUGCACAUUUAGUGUCCAUCGCGUCCUUUCGUUUUUGACCGUACAGCUUUAAAGCAGCUUCUUGAAUGCACACUAAAAAGGGACUUCCUCAUGAACUGUGUUUUGUUUUUUUAUUUAUAGUGUUGGUUUCUAUUGAGGAUUUGCUGGAUUUUUACUCCCCUGUGGCAUUAUCACAACACUCGUUAUCCUCACUCACUGGAGCUGCAGCCAAGCACCUUUUUAUUAAAGAGAUGUUUCAGAGUAUAUGUGGACGUUGGAGGUGUAAAUAGUCACGUAGGCCGUUGGAUUUUUAAUAAAUUUUGGCGUGUUUUGUCUUUAAAGGUAAAGACUCGGCCAGACAGACUUGCAGAGUAUUCUUGUGUCGCUUUUCUUUACCAUAUUUUACAGUUAAAGCUGCAGGAGAGCGAGUCUGUCGGUGUCUUUUUCUACCAUUAUAUCAGUGCUAUGACUUCAUAUUCCAUCCUUGUUGCUCCUGCAGGGGAAGAGAAGACGUGGAUUUUGAUGUGACACUUUAGACUGAGAGCAUAAAAUGAACCUCGUGCCCUUCAGUUGUUGACGUUAAUAAACCUUUUGACUUGAUCUAAUCUAAUGAUUGUAGAGUUGAUUAAUUUAAUGUUUUUCAGACGUCUAAAUUCAUUUGCAGCUUAACUGUUUAAAUGUAGAAGGACUUGGAUUGUUGCACUAACAUAACAAACUCAAAGCUAUGGGGUGUCAUUUGUGCCAUCAGAUUAGUGACUGUCACUUUAACAGUGACCAAAGAACCCCAACAAUCAGAUGACUCCCUGUGAGCAAGAACUUGGCGAAAGUGGGAAGGAAAAACUCCCUUUUACCAGGAAGCAGGCUCAGGGAGCAGCGGCGGUUAUCUUAUUACUUGAGACCAGAAAUUAAAAUGACUUGAUUCUUCAUUUCAUCUGAAAAGGCUGAAUGUGAAGUACUCAAAGGAGUUCAAACACUAUAAAAACACGUUUCUCUGCCCCGCUGAGACGGCGAUAUCAGAGGUUUUAUCUGCUUUCAUGUUGUUGAAUGUAACUCGAUCUUUUGUCAACACAAAUCCAUGUUUGGCUCUUUCUGCGUUAAAGACCGCACCUCUCCCCUCACUCGGUUUGUGGUUCUGUGGGCAAACUGUGCAUUCAAGGGCUGCUUUCUUUCUUUCUUUGUACGUCCCACGAGUCUUCACAGCCAUUUAAUGUUCACCCUCACCGCUCCACGUAAUAAUAAUAAUAUGCACUCAUGUUAUCGUCCUCCUUUAUAUCAUUCUGCCUUUCUGUACUGUAACUUAGCGUGCAAUCAUGCCAUCCAGCUGAAACGGCCGAGUCGGCUUCUAUCAAUCGAGGAUUCCUUUUGCACCUUCACGUGUACAAGAAGAGAAAAAAAAACUGUCACGUUUUUAUCGAAUGCAGAUUUUCGUUUUAACUGAAAGGUGCAUUUCACAGCGGAUAAAUGAACUGUACAAAGUAUUUAUGCAAUUAUAACUGGGUUUAGAUUUUCUUUUAUAUAUAAUUAUUGUGAUUUCAGCAAGUUUUGUUACUUGUUGCAUGUCUAUUAACACAGCUGACUUUCUGUGUCAGUGCAUUGUACAUGUUUGGCAUUAGAUUAUCUCUCUUUUUUGCUGGAUUUAUUCUUUUUUUUGUUUUUCUUUGAGGCAUUGUUCGACGGGUCAUACCGAGCGACAGGUUUGUGUACAAAGCCGCAGAUCAUGACCCCGACUCUGGGUGGACUUUUGUACUCUUUAGGGGGGAAAAAAUAAUUAAGGAUUAAUCGAAAGCAAAAAAAGAAAGGAAAAAAAAAAAGAGAAAUCUGGAUUAUUUUGGUGGUCUUGUAUUAGACUGCGUUACUACAGUAUCUGGUGUGCAAUCUGUAAUAGCUGAAUGUUCCUUGUAUAUUUGUGUUCACUACAUCCUACGAGAGAAAAAACCCACAGUAGAGUAACCUCCCCGUCCCCCGUUACAGAAACAAAAUGUUACAAUAAUGCAAUAGAUCUGGUACUUAUUCUUUUUCAUUUCAUUUCAAUAAAAAAUUGCUGUUUCCCACCAAA
Molecule: messenger RNA, 12755 nt
Organism: Neolamprologus brichardi
Lineage: Eukaryota; Metazoa; Chordata; Actinopteri; Cichliformes; Cichlidae
Source: RefSeq, a predicted model, not a curated record